AUGCAAAGGGGAAAGGUGGCGAGAAUCGAUUUUCGAGAGGUAUCGCAUUAUUCAACGAAUCUCGAAGACAAUGACGACGUUAUCGAAGUAGAACAGAGCUUUACGUGGAAUCUAGGAAGACCAGUGGAUGAAGCGGAAGUAUUGCAAUUGGCAGUUGUAUCUCGCGGAGUUCUGAGGACUGAAAAAAUCGCGGCGAAAUACGGAUUGGUGUUGCAAACGGUGGUGCGCGAAGGAAGGAUCUUUGUUUCGGAUUCCCUAGUUGACCUCAAUAAUAAACCGCUUCCGGCGGUGGUGUGUUUCGAAAUUCGAUACAAUCCCCCGGACGGAAGCUGCAGUUCGUACGCGGCCUCGGAAAUAAUGGAGGAUGAGCAGCAGAUGCUGAUCGAUAUCGAGCAGAAUAUCGCGAACCUCGAGAGAAGUCUCGAACAAGCCAACAGCAGCACGAGUAGCGGAAAAAGAAGGGGCUCCUGGCAUACCCCCGAGAAAUCAAAAACAAGUUUCAUAUCGAGGGGCCUCUCUAUGUCGACCAAUGAUAAAUCAUCUGAUACCCGGAAGCGGCAAUUAAAUUGCACCAGCUUUGCUCCAGAACUAUUUGAAAAACCAAUUAAGUAA
Molecule: messenger RNA, 612 nt
Organism: Nylanderia fulva
Lineage: Eukaryota; Metazoa; Arthropoda; Insecta; Hymenoptera; Formicidae
Source: RefSeq, a predicted model, not a curated record